This is a messenger RNA of Pelobates cultripes (western spadefoot toad), 889 nucleotides long. The record is from the annotation of a GenBank genome assembly. NCBI's taxonomy places the organism in Eukaryota, Metazoa, Chordata, Amphibia, Anura, Pelobatidae.
AUGGCAUACCGCCUGGACUCGAUUAAAAUCAUCACGCAAAAUUGCCGGGGCCUGAACCUAGCCGAACGCAGAACCCACCUCCUCAGGGAACUGCAGAGGGACAGAGCAGCUAUCGCUCUUCUACAAGAAACUCACUUCCAGAAGGGAUUGGCUCCGCCGCUGCGCAACAAGCACUACCCCACCAACUAUUUCAGCAAUCACCCCGCAGCUAAGAAAGCAGGGGUUGCAAUUAUGAUAGCCACCAGAGUACAAUUCAGGGAACUGGAUAAAGAGAUAGACGAGAGAGGCAGAUAUGCCUUCAUCAAGGGGGAGAUAUCGGACCGCAGAUACACAAUAGCCACGAUAUACGCACCAAAUCGCAAUCAGGCUCGGUUCUUCAAAUGCACACUAAAGAAAUUAGCGGACUUUACGGAGGGCACGCUGAUAAUUGGAGGAGACUUCAAUGCACCACUAGACCCUAAAAUGGGCUCAUCCACGGGACACAGUAGUAUCCCGCAAAGGGAAAUCAAGAACAUACAUCAAUCAUUAAGGACCCUACGAUUGAUAGACUGCUGGAGAACCUUACACCCACUAGACAAAGAAUAUACCCACUAUUCACUAAUGCACAAAAGGUACUCUAGGAUAGACUUUCUAAUGUUUCAACAGGAGACUGACAAGACUUCAGAAGGCGUCCAUUACCGCAGCGACAUGGUCGGACUAUGGUCAGGUCUCAAUAGACAUCGACUCCCUCUUCACCCGGCCAAUUAAGAAGACCUGGAGACUCAACGACACCCUACUGACUGAUCUAAGAGACCAAAUCACCCAAGCACUAACAACCUACUUCAGUGAAAAUGAAACGGACGAUGUAUCGGACAUGACAGUAUGGGAAGCCCAUAAAAGUGUGAUCUGA